AAAAUGUAAAUACAGUUUCAAAUUUUCCUCAUUCAGCGCUGACUUUUUCUUAAUGCACAUUCGUUUACAAAUUUUGAGGGGACUUUGUAUCUCCAUGCCCCAAUUCCCCCCUAUAUUACUUCCGCUUGCUAAUAGCCUAAUACUCAUUGAAAGGCCACCAAAAACACACUAAAAUUAACACCAAACAAUCACAAAAAUUUACUCGUACUUCACCAACAACACAAUUCUAGAGUAUAUCUUUGGUUAAUUAAUAUUAUACCCUUCUUCUGAGAAAUUUUGGGUUUGAAGCUUCAUUAGGGUUUGUAAACACAUAAUUUAAUUUCGAUCAUCGUCCUGCUUUAUUAUUAAGAAAUUGAUAUUGAAUUCUUAUGGUUUGCUAAAGGAAUUUGUAUUUUGGGAUUUGGGUACAAUCAUUUUUUGAGGUAUUAUUGGAUUGAAGGCAGAUUUAGGGUAUUAUAAGGAGGAUUUCGAUCUCAAUUUUGUUUUGUAGGAGCCCAAUGGAUGAAUCUUCUUCUUCCUUGAUCAGGAGGACGAAGUUUUCACACACUGUAUGUCAUCGAAUCGAUUCAUCUAUAUUGGCCUCCAUGUCAUUAAGAUUUCGAACACAGGAAAUUCCCCAAUUCAAACCUAGACCCGAAACUCCUGCUUCUCGGCCCGAAGCAGCCACUUUACCUGAAAUUGCUGCUUCUCGCCCUGAAUUAGUCGGUGUUCGCAAGGUACACGAAUCAAAUCAAACCCAGGUUCUGCGACAUCCAUUGACGAACAAACAAAGAACCGUGUCACCUCCGCUUGAAGUUCCUUUGUCGGAUACAUUUAAGGACGCUCAAAUGGAAGUAAAGAGAUCAUUAACCCCGAUUUCUCGAAGGAAGAAGCCCGAUAAGAAAACGAACAAAUCAAUUCCAGACAGUAGGAAGUCUAAUGUGAAAUUCGGCUGGGGAAAAUACUUUGAUCAUGCAGGGGGAAGAGUUACAGCUGUGGAUGCAGCUGAUGAGUACAUGAUUGAUCUUUCACAGUUGUUUCUCGGGCAUAAAUUUGCUCAUGGUUCUUACAGUAGGCUUUACCGGGGAUUAUAUAAGGAUGAACCUGUCGCUGUGAAGAUGAUUCGGUUGCCAGAUGAUGACGAAAAUGGAAGCUUAUCAGCUAGAUUAGAGAAGCAGUUUAAUCGAGAAGUUACUCUUUUGUCGCGCCUUCACCAUGCUAAUGUAGUUAAGUUUAUAGGUGCAUGCAGACAACCACUGGUCUUUUGCAUUGUGACCGAGUACUUGUCAGAGGGCUCGUUGAGGGCAUACUUGCAUAGGCUUGAACACGAAACACUACCUUUGGAGAAGUUAAUCUCCGUGGCACUUGAAAUUGCUCGUGGAAUGGAAUAUGUGCACGCACAAGGUCUUGUUCAUAGGGAUCUUAAACCCGAAAAUAUUCUAAUUGAUCAAGAUUUUCACAUGAAAAUUGCUGAUUUUGGGAUUGCUUGUGAGGAAGAACACUGUGAUCCUGUUUCAGAUGAUCCUGGAACAUACCGCUGGAUGGCUCCUGAGAUGAUUAGGCACGAUCCUUAUGGACGGAAAGCGGAUGUAUAUAGCUUUGGACUCAUGCUAUGGGAGAUGGUAUCUGGAAGCAUCCCUUAUGAGGACAGGAUGUCUUUCCAGGCUGCUUUCGCUGUUAUGACUACGAAUGCGCGGCCUAACGUUCCUGAGCGCUGUCCUCCAGCAAUGAAAGCUCUAAUAGAACAAUGUUGGUCUCGAGUUCCAAAAGAGAGGCCUGAGUUUUGGCAGAUUGUGAAAGUCCUUGAGGGGUUUGAAUCUUCAUUUGCUAAUGAUGGAACCUUGAAGCUGUUACCAAAUUUUAUCCAGGAUCAAAAGAAGGGUUUUCUGUAUCGAAUACAAAAGCUUAGUACCCCUCACAAUAAUUCUAAUAUUAUGCCUAAACCUAAGUUUAUUUGACACCACUUGGCUUUUGUAGUUCAUUUCAAAUUAUCUUGUAAUAAGUAGGCCUGUUUUUUGUCGCUUUGUUUUGAUAUAGGAAAAAGAAAUAUGCCUUCUUUUUUUUUUUUUUUUCUUUUGAUGGAUACGGGAUGGAUAUAUUAAGUAAGGCGGUUCAAGGCUGGUUGUUAAAUAGUAGUACAAUUCCCACGAGUCCACAACAGGUUUUUGUCUUGCUGUUUUGUUGCCGUUGUUCCAUUUAGUUUUUUAACACUAUUUAUUUGUAUUUUAUUCUUAAUCUAGAUGUCAAAAUAUAGUCAUGUGGGAUCUUGUUUGAUUCGUCUUAAUGUAAAUUUUAUUAAUAUUAA
Amaranthus tricolor (Joseph's coat) is the source of this 2284-nucleotide messenger RNA. RefSeq names its product serine/threonine/tyrosine-protein kinase HT1-like. Gene Ontology annotation, biological process: protein phosphorylation. The record is from RefSeq and is a predicted model, not a curated record. Bases 498 to 1937 code for a protein of 479 amino acids. The transcript has 4 exons. Gene Ontology annotation, molecular function: protein kinase activity; ATP binding. NCBI's taxonomy places the organism in Eukaryota, Viridiplantae, Streptophyta, Magnoliopsida, Caryophyllales, Amaranthaceae.